CUCAUGACAUUCACAUCGGGGUCACGACUUCGCCUGUCCACGUGAUGGCUCCGAGUUCCUUGAAUGAUCUCGUAGUAGGGUGACAGUCGACAGAGAAUGGCAUGUGUUGGUAAACACAACGAAUAGGAGGAGGCUGCCGAGAUCUCCCUAACAUAAGUCAGCAGAUUGAAGAUCGUCCAUAUCUGUGACAUCAGUGUGCUGACGAAAUGCCUUGUGUCCAAUAGUGAAUGAUAUUUUGUUUGUACUACGAACUCCAAGCCGACGACCACGACAACAUAGAUUUUUCAGUUCUCGCACUGAAAACUUCACAGCAGAGGAGUUAUACAGGGGCUAAUCCCAUACCAUGAUUUAUCAGGUUUUACUAAAAGAAGAAGUGAUUGCUCUAAAAGAUGAACUCGAGAAAGGACUGCCUGGAACAGCGAAGAUAUUCUACAUCUUGCGGAACUUCCUAUGUAGCCUUCUGGACGGAUUUGAGGUGAUCGUGGACAAGUGGCCGGAGUGGACAUGUAUUAUCCUGAGAGCUGCAGACACUGACCGCGCACCUGCCUACUUCAAACACUACUACAUCUGCCACGCGCGGUCAGUCAGUGCCCUCAAGUUCUUCAUGCAGAGACCAGGGGUGAUCGACUGGACGCGAGAGGCAACAUUUACAGGCGUCCCAACUGAAGUUGUGGCGUUCCUGAAGGACUACUGUCGGAAACAAAAUGGUCAGCUCAAAAAUGUCCAGUCUCGGUUCAUGUAUGCAUGGACCAAGGCCGAGCCGCCACAAAAACCUGAAGUUCCGGAGGGCCUACAGCUUACCACUCUCCAGGACCACCAUGUCAAUAUACUACGUCAAGACUGGAAGGACCUGAAGAGCGAUUCAGGCCUGGACACCUACUUCAAGAGCGUUGUCCACAACUUUGACAACAGCGCCCUGAUUGAUAAGAACGGGAAACUUCUGGCUUACAUAGUCAUGCAGUUCAACGGCUCCAUGGCCAUGUUGAGUGGAAAUACAGAAAAUCAGGGAAAGGGCUAUGGGCAGAUUGUACUGAGUGACCUUACCAGGAAGCUUCUGGAAAAGAAAGAAAUAGCCUAUGGGUUCAUCCCCACCAAAGAUUCGAACAUCAUCAACAUCACACAGACCAUGGGCUACACCUGGGUCCCACAGGGAAACAUGGCUUGGUUCAGGUUCGAGAAGCUGCCCUCUGUCAAAUCAACAACCACAAACGGAUCUCGAGUCGUAGAGCAUUCCCAUUCUCAGGAAGAUGGUGUGGGGAACUGCAUGUUUAUCAAUGCUAUCCCCCUGGUGGUGCAGGAGAUGACUGACCAUCAGCCCCCUUGUAAAGUUAGUAUAUCUUAAUCAGUGCUAGGACAUUUUACACAUUGAUGCAUUCUGGGAGGAGGUCUUCCUCAUCCUGUCUUUCUGUUUAUUGAAAUUCGUGACGUCAGAAUUCAGAGGUCAAUGACCAUAUUGGUGCCAGAAGUCUUUCAGUGCAUUUCUGUUAUACCAUGCCCACUCUUCCUCAUGUCGACGUUGUCAAACUGUGGGAAAUAUGCUUAUGCAGUACCAUGGGGACGAGUUAUUUUUGGAACCACCCAGGAUUAUGUAUAUUGAUUGUACAGGCACUGAUGACAACUCCGGAUUUGCUGUAAGUGUUCAUCUGUUAAGAUGUUUAUCAGUAAUUACGAGGCGGUGACGAAGCCUAGAGGUGAAGCCGUUUCUCAUGCAGACUGCCUUUUGUCCCAUAUACAAUGGGAAGCCUAGUCUGGUAUCCCUUUCCCGGAUGUAGACAUAUUAAAGCUCCACCACUCGGUGUAACUCCCAACUGAAUCACUUACUGUCUACAUGUUAUUCGUUAAGUUCGAAACUGGAAAUUGACUUGGAUACUCUGUUACACGCUGUUUCGAUAUAUCUGGAGUUGAGUAUAAGUGUGCCUAGGCCACAGUAAGGUGAUCAUUUGUUACAUCGAAUCAUCUGAUAAGCUUUAUCCUGUAUAGUGCCUAUAUCCUUUCUCGGGGAACUUGGCGCUGUGUGAUAGCUGACAAGGUAAUUACUGGGGUUUGGCUUCCUGGAACGUGGAUGAUAUAAAUAUAUCAACCUCAUGGGUUUUACUUUCGUCACACACAACAUUCGCCCAUAGUUACCUCACCUUCCAAUAUUUCCAAAUAGAACAUCACUUUAUUGUGGCCUUUUCAAGAUGUACAUUGGAAUAGAUUUCUACUUCUCAACAUAUUUGGUUUUUACUUUUCAAUGUUCUAUUGGUUAAUGUGGUACCUUCUAGACGAACCUUUGGUAUAUAACUGUGUUGGCAAACUAUCAUGCAUACCUUGGUUUCACUAACAACGUAAAUGUAGAAACCUAGUUUUAGCUUUAACUUUGUUAGAAUGCAUCACGUGUUGGUCAGAUUAAUAUACUUUGUGCUGGAUCUGACACUGAGCACUAAAAGAGAACAAAUACUGUUUUUAAUGUUUUUAACCUUUGACUGAUGUUUUGCUGUUUUGUGGGUCCGUUCAUAGAUUCAUUCCCUACCGUAUUCAACAGGAAGUAUGACUUGGACUUGAACUCAAAUACCCAGUCCCGCGCAAUCACCUGCAGUAACUCGAAUCCGCGUCUUUAAAACAACCUUGCUACAUUGCCUACAAGCAUCCAAGAAAUAUUUGCGUGUAAGUAUGAGAAAAACGUGUUGAUGCGAAGAAGCGAGUUUUUAGAUUUUUUCUGUCAAGUAGUUUCGACAGGGAGCCCUUUCUGGUUCACAAACGUAUACACGUCAUGUUAAAAUGUUUAGAGUUACCCGCCCUUGUGUACCACAGUUCGGCGAUAUAUUAAUCAUUUGAGGACGAGGUUUGUUCAGUUUUGUAAUAUAAUAAUUAUGUCAAAAUAAUUAAGGGACUGGGUGUUUAAUGGAAGUCUUCAGUUUGAAACAAGUGACGUCUGUCUGGGAAAGCUGUUGUCUGAUUGAUAUAUGUCAACUUUUUGUAGGUCAUUUCAUUGGCCAGUCAAAGCUCGAAAGGCCGUUCUGACGUGACCUCUCGUGGGAUAUCGCGAGACUCUUGUUUAGCGAUAGCGAGAACUAAGAUCUGAAUUUGAUGAGAUUGCUGCCACUAAUAGGGCAUACUGCUUGUUGAAUACCUAGGGCGAUGUAUAUUUCAUACACGUAGCACACCUCAUAUAAUUGAGGAGGGGUUGCCUGUCUGUUGUCUCCAAUACUGGGCAUGGUGCUGGUCUACGCAGCGACAUUACUUUUCAGUAAAGCACAAUCAAGUAAAUCAUUUAUAACGUUGUCAUGACGUGCACGUGACAGUUGGUUCUCAAGCACUGUCUGCACCGAAAAGUCAUCCGAUUGUAGUCGCUUUGUUUGUUCUAGUGAACGGUUCCUGGCGUAUUUUGCUAAAAACAAUUUCAGUUCUUGUUUGUUCAAGUGAACGGUGCCUCGCAUAUUUUGUUCAAAAUGUUGUUCGCUUUCUUUUGAAUGUCAGUAUAUUUUGUUUCGAAUCUGAAAAGUGGACAACCUGUCUUUCAUAGAAACAAUUAACAAGAAAUACCAUCGCUGCGUGUAUGUGCCCUACUGUCCGAUGUUAAAUGAGAACAGCCGAGGUCCCUCCUCCCGAGGAACGGGUUCUUAGUGGGAACAUUGACUUAUCAUUCCUUAGGGUGUGAAAUCACGUGGUGGUUAUGAACAAAACUGGGUAUAGAUCUGGUGAGUGUGCUGUGAAUAAUCAAAUGAAUUUAUUAGUUAUCUAUCUACACUUGUUUAUUUUGUCACAAUCAAAAUAUGCAACAAGUGCAUUCUCGACUGGUGUGACUUGUAGCUGUUGAUAUGCCGCGUUGGAAUGGAAUCGUUCAUGAAUAUUGAUAUCAUCCACUCGACCAGCUCCAUCGGGCUGCUGUGUAGGUUGUACGGCAGGGAGCGGUAUAACGAGGGAUAUGUAACCGACUGGAGAUUUAAGCACCAGGUGCCACGGGUGAUGGCAUCCAUAGAUAUGAUGGAGAAUUCCUGCAAUUCAUCCUACCGGUAUAGUAGAUCAGCUUCUGCUAUUUGCUAUAAGCAUUAAAAUUGGGUAUGGUCACGACAAAUUGCUUAUUUAUCGAAUGUCAAUUACAGUUCUGUUAGUACGAAAAAUGUCGUUUAGGGAGGUUAUUCUAAAAUUAGGGUUGGAUUGUUCAGUACUCAAAAUCUACUAUAAAUGUACCAUGCUAUGUAAAGCAAAUAUGAUCAGUUAUCUCUUAAUCAUAUUUUUCUAAGCAGUCGUCAUUUAAAAUAUGAUAAUAAUGAAAACACCGCAGGCUAAUCGUUGUUAGUAAAAAGGAGAAAUUGGUUAUGGCCUACCCAAGAAAAUGAAUUUAGCGGACAGGUGAAGGAACACUGACCAAACAUUGAAGCCAUUUAGUAUAUUGUUUUUAUAAUGAUGCAUAGUUAUAUUUAUGAUAUUUAAUUUUGUAGACUUGUUAUGUUUAAACAAUACUGAUCUGUCCAGAUUGUGUUGAAUGUUUGAAAGUGUAGGAUUCAGAUCUCUUCGAGAACGUCCUGGUCCGAAUGCUUCCAUUCAUCCCUGGCUCUGCCACUAUGAUUGGACGAGGGUGAUUUAUGUGUUUGACUAAGUGUUCAUUGCUUGUGAUUGUAUUCGAUAAAGGUUGUACACCCCGUAGAAAAUACAUCCAAUUUAAAUCUGUCAAACCAAGUCAACUCUUAUCAUAUGCACAAAUCUGUAACCGACUUGCAUGAGUUGUUCAGAAUAUGAGCUGAACAUUAUUUACAAGUUCCGAUAUUCAUGGGUUGAUUCGUGCAAAGAUAUACUUCUUUGAGGCACGUUGCGUACGUCAUUAAGCAACUUCAGGCAGUUUGUCAAGUGUUUUCAGGUACACCACAAGAGCAUGAACAAUACGAUAACUCUUAUCGCUACACAAUGAAGUACAGCCUUGAACACACAAGCAACCACUGGAGUGAGACGAAGUGACUGUAGUGUGCUGUCUGUCUCAGAAGCUGGGCUUCAGUUUAUUUCCUAUAUUUGAAGCAGCCUUAGCCUUUAUAAUUACGUUGCCCAUUCAGCUACUGGGCCUUGGUUCUUGGUCUUUUCAGUUACACAUCUUCACUUCAUGUAACCCUUUAACCAUGGCAAUAGAGAGAACAAGAUGAGAUAUGACCUACCUGUGACCUUCCGCGGUGAUGAUAUAACCCAUCAGCCCUGGUGGUAUGACCUAGCUAGGUAGUGGUAUGACCUACCUGGGUGUGAUGGUAUGACCUACCUGGGUUUGUGGUAACAGGUAUGAACUACUGGAUGUGGCGGUAUGUCAUCCCUGUGUUUGUGGUAUUACCUAUCCGGUGUGGUGGUAUGGCAUAGUUGGGUUUGUGGUAAGACAUAUCUGGUGUGGUGGUAUGACAUACAUUGGUGGGAGCAUGACCUACACGUAGUGUGACCCACCUACCUGGUUGUAUGUCAUACCUAGGAUGUUGGUAUGACCGACGUAGGUAGUGGUUUGACCUCCCAGGGGGUGGCGGUAUUACCUUUCUGGCCGAGUAUGAGGAUGGGACCUACCUUUGGUUGGAAUAUGACCUCCCUAGCUGCCGGUCUAACCAACACUAGGGUAGAAGUAUGACCUCCCUAAUAUAAGUGGUUGUAUGGCCUGAACAGGUGGGUGGUUCGUAUGAGCUCAUGGUGCUAGAGUGACCCACCCAGGUGGUUUUAUGGUAACGCGGGAGUCAUACUUAGAUGGCAUUCCAACGUACUAGAUUGUUCCACAGUACACAGUCGGCUGCACAUAUCAAACUGUUGCACAGUUGAAAUAAACAUUAUUUAACUA
Haliotis rubra (blacklip abalone) is the source of this 5782-nucleotide messenger RNA. RefSeq lists its product as uncharacterized. The record is from RefSeq and is a predicted model, not a curated record. The transcript has 4 exons. Bases 344 to 1342 code for a protein of 332 amino acids. Gene Ontology annotation, molecular function: glycine N-acyltransferase activity. Gene Ontology annotation, cellular component: mitochondrion. NCBI's taxonomy places the organism in Eukaryota, Metazoa, Mollusca, Gastropoda, Lepetellida, Haliotidae.